Molecule: messenger RNA, 3319 nt
Organism: Pantherophis guttatus
Lineage: Eukaryota; Metazoa; Chordata; Lepidosauria; Squamata; Colubridae
Source: RefSeq, a predicted model, not a curated record
UAAGAGGAUAUAGAGGAAAAAAGGGUGAAGCUGGUAAUUCCGGGGUUGAUGGUAUUGAUGGACAUGAGGGAGAACAAGGAUUUCCAGGAUCACAUGGACAAAAGGGCUAUUCAGGCCAAAGGGGUAGAGAAGGCCCUAGAGGAGAAUCAGGUGAGCCUGGACAGCCUGGAGUAAGAGGAGAUAAUGGGUUUCCUGGAUCUGACAACAAUGAACUUGGUCCUCCGGGUAAAAGAGGAAAUAUGGGACAGCAGGGAGAACCAGGGACUGAUGGAGAACCAGGAGAAGCAGGCAAGAAUGGUGCUAAUGGUCCUAGUGGGCAAAGAGGUCCUCCUGGUUUAAUGGGUGAAUUAGGAAAUGAAGGGGACCAAGGCUAUCCUGGGGAAGCCGGGCUACAAGGACAAAAGGGUGUUUCAGGGUUACAAGGAAUACCUGGACCCUUAGGACCUCAAGGUCCACCUGGCCAUCAGGGUAAUGCAGGAAUCAAAGGCGAAUCUGGUGCUAGAGGAAAAGUAGGCCAUGUGGGUCCAAAGGGUGAGCAAGGUGAUCCUGGAGAAAAAGGACAAAAGGGGCUACCUGGAACAAGAGGUUUUCCUGGCUUUGAUGGUAGUAAUGGCUAUGGCCUUGUAGGAAGAAAAGGCACAAAGGGAUUGACUGGAUCUCCUGGAAACCCUGGACGACAGGGAGAAGUUGGUGAUCCAGGCAAUCCUGGCAAUAAAGGUGCCAAAGGAAUUAAAGAACAUAGGGCCAGAAAUGGAACACCGGGGACAAGGGGUAAUCCAGGCAGUCAAGGAUCAUCUGGAAGAAUGGGUUUAAAAGGUCCAAAAGGCACAACUGCUAUGACAACUUGUCAACUUGUGAACCUUACAAGAGGAAACUGCCGCAAGAGCAAAUGUCCAGUUUACCCAACUGAAGUGGUGUUCGCUCUUGACAUGUCUGAAGAUGUUACUCCAGUUUCCUUUGAAAGGAUGAAAGGCAUUAUGAUGUCUUUGCUGAAGGAUUUGAACAUUAGCAAAAGCAAUUGCCCAACUGGUGCUCGGAUAUCAGUGCUUUCGUAUAAUACCAAUAUAAAGUAUGUUAUCCGGUUCUCCGACUUUCAGAGAAAAGAUCUCCUUAUGGAGGCAGUACAGGGAAUUCCUUUGGAGAGGACUUCAGGCCAACGGAAUAUUGGAAGGGCCAUGCGCUUUGUUGCCAGGAAUGCUUUUAAACAUCAUCGCCAAGGGGCUCUUAUCAGAAAAGUUGCUGUUUUCCUUACGGCUGGCCCAUCACAAGAUGCUGCUUCUAUCAAUACAGCUGUGCUGGAAUUCAGUGCUUUAGAUAUCAUCCCAGCAGUCAUUGCUUUGAGAGAAGCAUCAAAUGUCAGAGAAGCGUUUUUGACAGAUGAUACUGGUCGAUUUAAAUUGUUUGUUUGGGAAUCCAAGGAGGAAGAGAGAUUGAAUUAUGUUUCACUUUGUUCUCUCUGCUAUGAUACAUGUAACCCUGUUUCACAAUGUGAAAUAGUGGAUCCCCCUCCAAUUAAUAUAAAUAUGGAUGUAGCUUACAUCAUGGAUGGCUCUCGGGAUGUCAGCAGUGAGGAGUUUGAAACAAUGAAGGUGUUUGUGAGCAAAAUGUUGGAUUCUUUUGCUAUUGCUUCCCUGCCUGUUGAGUCAGACAAAGGAGCAAGAGUGGCUCUGGUACAACAUGCUUCACCAAAUUUCUCAGGGACUGAAUUAUCAAGCUCAGUAUCUUUAGAGUUUGACUUGACUACAUACAGCACUAAGGAUCUGAUGAAAAUGCAUAUUCAGGAAUCACUUCACCAGCUGGAAGGUUCAUCAGCUGUGGGUCAUGCUCUAGAAUGGACCAUUAAUAAUGUGUUUUUGGAAGCUGAUAGGCCAAGAAAGCACAAGAUCAUUUUUACAAUACUGGGAAGUAAGACAAGCGCCUGGGAUAGAGAAAAACUUCUAAAAAUGUCAUUGGAAGCCAAAUGCCAAGGAUUCACCAUGUUCACCUUGGCCCUUGGCAGUGAAACUGAUGAUUCAGAAAUGACAGAACUCUCCAGUGUUCCAGUGGAGCAGCACUUAUUACAGAUGGGCAAAGUUCAUAAGCUUGAAUUGCCAUAUGUUCUGAGGUUUAGCCAGGCCUUUUUAAAUCUUUUGAAAAGGGAAUUGAAUCUUUAUCCUCCUAUAAACUUGCAAGAAAAAUGUGACAACCUGGAUCGAGGAGACACCUAUCAGCAAGCUGUAGGGAUAACUGACAGGAUUCUGUUUCCUGGAUUGAAACAUAAUGAUUUAUUGCAACCUUCAGAAUUAUCCAGGAAAAAUGUGCAAAACAAAAUUUUAAAGACCACCCAAGGACCAAAAGAAGAACAGUAUGGUCAAAUAGAAAAUAAAUACUUCACCAGCAUCAGUAUUCAAAAUGGGAAUGGGACAGAGACUGAAGAACGUUUUGAGAAAGUACAAAGAGCAAAGGAUGUUUGUUCAAAAGACAUGGACAGCGGCGAGUGUGAAAAUUAUACUCUGAAGUGGUACUUCCAUAAACAGCAAAACAUGUGCUUCCAGUUCUGGUAUGGUGGCUGUGGUGGAAAUAAAAAUAGAUUUGAAACUCAAGAAGAAUGUGACGCUUUAUGUGUGGUAUCCUUGUAGUAUUAACAUUUAUAAACUGUAUGCCUAGCUACAUGCUAAAUAAGAAAAAAGUAGACUGAACCAAAUAUAAAUUCCCAGUUUCAGUUAAAACAGGUUUUUAAAUUCUUUGUUGCAGAGACAAAAUCUGCACAACUCAUAUUUGCUCGAAUGCAAAUUUUAAACAAGCACUCUUGUGGCAUUUUAAAGGUCAACAUAUUUGGCAUUUUGAAGAUCAACCUGUGUAUUGUCAACUUCUUAGUCCGUAAGAAUUUGUUUUCUGAUGACUUUUAUUUUUUGCUAGACUAAAGUUAUAAGCCUGUUCCCAAUUACCUUAAUAAUUCCUGUUGUACUCAAUGUAUUAAUGUGAGUACAGUGAUAUACUCAGAAUUGUACUGUAAUACAAUAAGAUUUCUGUUUCAUAUUUAAUGCCAUUGUAUUUCUAUGCUUUCAGAUUAUCUACUUUGUGAAUUUUGAAAGAAUUAUGUGAUUGUACAAAGAACAUUUAAUAUGGAUUACAAAAUGAAUAAAAGUUGAUAUUGCUUUAUAGCACCUAAAUAUAUAUUUUGUUCAAAGGGAAAACAAAACAAAAUAUGGUAUUUCAGACAAUUGUAUAUUUAUCUUUGUUAAACUAAAUGCAGAAAUGUAUUUUGUUUUCCAAGAUGCAUGGAAAAGUACAGUCAAUUUUUUAAAUACUGCUUUUUGUUAGAAAUAAACACAUUGAA